Loa loa (African eye worm) is the source of this 3045-nucleotide messenger RNA. Its product is annotated as Rab3 GTPase-activating protein catalytic subunit. Bases 22 to 2736 code for a protein of 904 amino acids. The transcript is spliced from 20 exons. The record is from RefSeq and is a predicted model, not a curated record. Gene Ontology annotation, biological process: positive regulation of GTPase activity. Gene Ontology annotation, molecular function: GTPase activator activity. NCBI's taxonomy places the organism in Eukaryota, Metazoa, Nematoda, Chromadorea, Rhabditida, Onchocercidae.
GUUGCAGGAUAACAGUCUGAUAUGGCUUUAGCAUCAAUGUCCUCCGGUGAAAAGGGUUACGAUGACGACAUUUUUGAAAUCGAAGAUUUCACUAUUGUUACAAUCAACGAAGGUUUGUGUGCUGAAUUGGAACAGUUACUACGUAAAUGGGAGCUUAUUGGCGACAACGGGAACAACUAUACCUUUACAAAGGUAGCAUUAGCGGAAUGCCAGUGGGAUUCGAAGUAUGAUAAGGUUACAUACGGAAACAAUCAUUUGUUUGUCACCCAUUACUGGCCAAAAAAUCUCCAAAGAAGCGAACAAACAACGAAAUUAGAUGUGCUUAAUGCGGAUGCUUCGGAUUCUUUUCUAAGCAACGCUGCGCGACUGUUUUGGUCGUCUGAGACGGACUUCUGUCCAGGAUCCAUUAUUUGCAAUCAAUUUGGAGUCCUCGAAUUCAUUUUAUUGACACCGUCUGACUGGCAUUUAGACAAGGUGUCGAAUGAAGACCAGCUACGAGGACUAUUAUCAUCUAUUACAGAAUCUACUGGAAAAGCUGGAUGUGCUUUACCAAUAUUUGUACAGUAUGGUGAAAGAGAACGACAGCUCUAUUUUGGUAUUUGUCAAAAUAACUCCAUGCGCACUAAUUUCGAGUCUGUUCACCAGCGUCGAGGCCACCCGUUACGAUGUCAUUUAUCAGGAUGUUUAGACAUCUUUAGGGAAACUUUGCAGUCUUCCUUAAUGGAUGAGGGCAAUCUACGGAUAUCUAUGCAGUUCGAUUAUAUCCUCCAGGAUAAACCCUGUUAUGCAUUGCCUCAAAAAAAUAUGGUGAUAGAGGAAGAAUUGGUACCAGCAAAAAACGAAGGCAUUAUUGAUAUUUCUCAUCUUCCGUUUGGUGCUGCUACAGACGCAAUUGAGGAAUUUGGUUUAUCUGCAAUCUGGUCGAACAUUGAAAGAGGGGUUGCUGUGGAAGAACAGAACCUGUCCAAUUUAGACCCUCAGAGAGCCUUAGCUUGGAGUGCAUGGGUUUCAAUACAGAAAAAUGCAUCAUAUCUAAUGAGUUCCUGCUUGAGAAAAUUGUUAGAAGCUGCUGAAUCUCAAGAAGGCUCAAGUUUGGUUCGGAAACGGGAGCAUUCAAAGCAGGAUGCAAGUCGGGCACUGUCUUCACUGUUAUCUCCAACCGUGCCAGAAAACAUCUCAAUCAGGAGCACAAACCGCGUAACAAGUAGAAAUGAUUUAGAACCUGAUAUUAUUCGGCAUUGGGUUGAUAAAGUGUUUGAAAAGACGAAGUGCGAACAUGUUUUGCCAGGCUGUAACACUUCAUGCACUGUAGAUGUUGAAUCGGUGUGCUCGGGAGGAGCAUCGAGUCCUGGCCCAGGUAGUGCUGUUAAAAAUGUACAGUGCUCGAAAGCUUAUCAUACCGAAAGCAUAAAGGAGGAUAGUAACACAAUGGACAUUUACCAAAAACUUAGCAAUAUAUUAUCCGCAUGUAAAUCGGCUCCUGAAUCCAGCUUAACUUGUCGCAUCUCUGUUGCGCUUGCCCAAAUGUUGUGUGCUCCGAACCAUUCAUUAGCCGGAUUUUCUCAUUUAUGGUCAGCUAUUACGUACGAACUGCAGGAAUAUUAUGAAAAAAAUUUAUACGUCCCUGGAUUGGAUGAGUCUCUAGCUCCCAAUUUAUCUACCUGUAAACUUCACCAGAAUCUACAGCUUUUACAAUGUGCAAUUGAAGCUAAAAAACGGCGUGAAUCGAAAAACCUUUUUAUGCAGAACUGGCAACUGUAUAAGUCAGAAGGGGAUGAAUUUUUUGACGCACCAGAAUCGUUAGAAGAAAGUGGUGAAGGAAUAUCAAGACAAAAACCAGACUCUUCAGGAGCAGAAGGGCGCUUGAAAACUUUUAGCACUUUGCGACUCUUUCACUUUCCCGAUAGGCUUAUGUAUGAACCUGUUACACAGAGUCGUGUUCCAAUAACCGAAGAUAUGCUUGAGAGGCAUGCUGAAUAUUUAGCUUCGUUAAAGAAUCCUGAAGAACGGGUCAAAGCACAAUUGGAGCCGCUUUUUUCAGACAUGGAAGCUUUUAAAGCUGCCAAUCCAGGUUGCUGUUUUGAAGACUUUGUAAGGUGGCAUUCUCCUCGUGAUUUUAUCGUGGAUGAUGAAAAUACGGGUAAAGGUCACUUAUCAAGUCGCAUGACGGGUGAAGAUAAUACAUGGCAACUAACGUGGAACCAAGCGCAACCGAAACCUGCUUGUCGUCAGAAAAUGCUAUUCGACGACGUGAAAGCGGCUAAUAAGAUUAUUAGUGAUUUCGAAAAUCUCACCGUAUCCAAAUUGAUUGUUUAUAUCUUACCAGUUUUGUUCAAGUGCGCAUCCGCACAGUUAGUGGAUGAAUCAAAACCGUAUUUUGCUCUUACUGGAGACAAAUUAGUCAACCUCUGUAAAAAAGUUUCGAAUUGUACAAGAAGCAAUGAUUUGGAUGAUUACUUAGAUGCUGUCAAGGAUAUAAUUCAAAUUGAGGGAGUGGUUGCUUGCUGCAAUGCACUUUAUACGCAGUUAGUUUCUGCAAUCGAUAAAAGGUUAACUGAAAAUGAGAAGUGCGAAAUACGACAAUUCGUUAUGUUGCUCGUACGAUCAGACGAGCAAAACUGUCAAAGUGCUGCUAAUGGUGGGAAAGCUGGUGCAGGUUAUCGAGUACCGAUUGUACGAGGUUUAUGUGGGCCCGUUGGUUUAGCUCUGAAGAACCUCUUUUUGGUUCUUCUAUAAAAAAUCCCUCAAAUAGGACCGAAAAGAGAACCCUUGAGCAAAUCCUCACUGGCGACGAAGACAUGCCAUAUCGCAGGAGGCAGUACAUAAUGCGGUGCGGUGCUCGUAGACCCACGCUUGGUUCACGUACAUUACCACAAAGAUUGUACGCUGCUAUUUCAAAAGAAGAGUAUAGAAUUUGUUUGACACUGUCAAGUGAUACCGUUUUAUCUUAGUUCUGGAUGCGGUAUCAUUUUCGCUAUUAAUUGAUUUUAGUCGAAGGUGCUACAAUAAAAUAGUGAUGGUAUGCGUUGAACUGGUAUCGAGAAC